ACAACAACAACAACAACAACAACAUGGAAGAAGACCACUCAACCGAUCAUCAGAUUCAGGACAGAACAGAAGAACCAGAACCAGAACAACAACAGCAACAACAACAACAGCAACAGCAACAACAACAACACCAGCAGGAAGAGGAGGAUGAAGAGACAGAGACACUGAUCUCAAGCGAAACAACUACCUCACCAUCCAGAUCCAACUCACCUUCCAUCCUAUCUCAGAAUACCGAUCAAUCAACUCAUCAUCAUCAUCAUAACAACAACAACAACAACAACAACAGCCCCAGCCAAAACACUCCAUCAUCAUCAAAACCAUCAUCAAUCAGAUCAACAUCUAACCGAUCAAUCACUCAGAUCGAACAACACCAACCCUCGAACACUACCACCAAGAAUCACUCGGAUCACCCAAACCCUCAACCGAGCCCACUCCGGAUCAUCACCCCAACUACCUCGAACGAGCUCAUCCGAUCACUCCAUCAACCCACCUCACCCUCAUCAUCUCACCCUGCUCUAGCACUACCACCACUCCCCCCACCCCCACCACCUCUACCACAACUCAUCAAGCCCCACAACACCAACAACGAACCAUCUCACUCCAACUCUCCACACCCAGACGAUCCCAAUCUCACUCAAAAAUCUUUACCCUUCAAUAUCUCUCCACCCAUCAGAUCGAACAGCAGUAGUAAUACCCCUCGUCAAUCCAUACUCCCCAGCAAUGCUCAAACCCCUCCUCCCUCUCACCACCAUCAUCCUCCCCCUUCUCAACUCGUCUCUCCCACCUCAACCUUAGCCUCCCCUGAAAACAACGAACCUACCAGAGCCUCACCCAGCUCUCAUCUAUCGCCCACCUCGGGAUCGCUUCAGUUCACCCAAAACAUGCCUGGUCGAUCUCGUCGCCAGUUGGGUGAGUAUACCCUCGGCAAGACCCUCGGUGCCGGAAGUAUGGGCAAGGUCAAACUGGCCAUCUCAUCCAUCACCGGCGAGAAGAUCGCGAUCAAGAUCAUCCCACGUCAUACCUCCCUCUCCGCAGCUCAACAGCAGCUCGAGAAGGAUAAGAACAAAGAGAAUCACUCAGGCCCUUCCUCGACAAGAGAUCAUAAGGACAACACCAAAUCUCAACCGAUCACUCCUAGCCCGAGUUUUAUCGAAAAGGCUAAGAAUAAGGACAUCAGCAAGGAGAUCCGAACGAUCAGAGAGGCUAGUAUCGUACUCCUGCUCCAUCAUCCUUACGUCUGUGGGAUGAAGAGCAUGCUAGUUUAUCCGCAUCACUACUACAUGCUAUUUGAAUAUGUUAACGGGGGUCAGAUGUUAGACUAUAUCAUCUCCCAUGGUCGCUUGAGGGAGCGAGCGGCUAGAAAGUUUGCCAGGCAGAUGGGUAGUGCGCUCGAGUAUUGCCAUGCCAAUUCUAUAGUUCAUCGAGAUUUGAAGAUCGAAAAUAUCCUGAUCUCCAAGACCGGGAAUAUCAAAAUCAUUGACUUCGGCCUCUCGAACCUAUUCUCACCCAAUUCGAAUCUCCAAACUUUCUGUGGCUCGCUUUACUUUGCUGCUCCUGAGCUCUUGAAUGCGAAAGUGUAUAUCGGACCUGAAGUGGAUGUCUGGAGCUUUGGGAUCGUGUUGUUUGUCUUGGUGUGUGGGAAAGUGCCGUUUGAUGACCAGUCUAUGCCUGCUCUGCAUGCCAAGAUCAAGCGGGGGCAAGUGGAUUAUCCUACUUGGCUUAGCUCUGAAUGCAAGCAUGUAUUAUCUCGUAUGUUGGUCACCAAUCCUUCGAACCGAGCUACUCUGCAAGAGAUCCUCAAUCACCCUUGGAUGGUCAAAGGAUACGAUGGACCACCUGAUCCACACAUCCCACAUCGUGAACCACUUCGAAUAAAUCAAAUUGACCCCGAGGUAAUCAAGGGAAUGACUGGAUUCGAAUUCGGGUCGGCUGAGAAGAUUGAGGCUGAUCUUCGCUCGGUAUUGUCAAGUGAAAUGUAUGUGAAAGUGCUGAAGCUGUAUGAUGACAAACGAACAAGUAGUACAAACGGGUCGUUGGAACCAGUCUACAAUACCGCGCAUAGCAGCAGCAAUACUUCAAUGUCUCCCAUCAGCGGCAACAAACGAGAUGCUAAGAAUGAUCGAGAUCCGAAUAGAACUCCUAGUAAAUCUUCCAAGCGAUUUUCCGGUUUCGGCUUUUAUAGUAAGAAGAUGGCUGGUGGCCUGGCUGCUGUAUUGAAUACCGUAGGAGGAGCCAAGAAUGACGACAAAUCAAACUCAGAUCCCAACUCCUCAAUAUCAAACGGCUUUGAAUCCGUCCUAUUGAAUGGUCAAACCCUCGACUCUUUGGACCCCACUCGAGGUUUUCAUCCAUUGAUUUCGAUCUAUUUUCUGGUCCGAGAAAAAAUAGAACGAGAGAGAAUCUAUGGACCUGGAGUCUUCGCCUCUUCCACGUUAUCUGUCACUGGCCCACCCCCACCCCCAGUACCACCUUCUGCUUACAGGAGUGAACUUAGCUCUCAUGGUCCACAGUUAGCCAGCCCGCUUUCGACUACCAAUGAACUCGCCUCCGCCCCUUCGGCCCGAUUGCUCAACAAGAAUCGUAACACGAUGGCCGGAAGUGAGUUUGAUGGCAAGCAGCGAGAUCAAGCAGCACUACUUCUUGACAUGCAUCAAAAAGGCUCAACCAAGCAGCGGAACGGGCUAAUGUCGAUCAGACCCAGCACUGCCACCGAACGGAUGGUUUCGACCCCACUACCAUCUGCCCCAAGCUCCCCCUCCCACACGGCGGAAUUCGCUCCGAGCCGGGCCAAGAUUCUCAAUAGCUUUAAUCCUUCCAAGAGACGCAGUGUUCACAUCAUGACCGCCCCCGAGUCUAGUGGUGUAUUACAAGCGAUGACUGACGUGAUGCCCUCUCAGAGAGCCCCUGAUUCGAAUGCCAAUGGUCCCAACACAAGGGCUGACCGGGUGGUCAGCAUGGUUGAGCCGGCCAACGUUCUUGCCGGCCCCUCGGAUUCUGAACGUUCUCCGACAGGUUUUGCUAGACGGUUUGGCUCGCUAUUGGGACGCUCUGCAUCGGUCAACGAUCCCGAUUACAAACGACAUCGGCCCCGAAGUAGUAUCGGUUUGGGACAUAAAUCAAGCAGCAAGACUCCCCUGAGCGCCUUACCGCAAGUCACCGAAUCCACUGGCUUAUCGCCCCCAUUCAGCCCGGGUGGCUUACAGGAACAGCAGCAAACGGCUGCUCAAGCCCAGCCAGACCAUGUCUCCGAUGAUAUCCCAACUGAUGCCAUCCCAAUGAGUGCUCCGAUAAGCGGCCAAUCCGGGCCGAUGGCUGCCUUCGGAGCUAAAUCUGAUCUGGACGCUAAUCUUUCUUCUCGAUCUCGUCACCAUCAGCGGGGAUCAUCGGCGGGUGGGGAAGCAGGACACAAUGACAUGCCCGCCAGCGAGGGAGAAGGGAAAGUGGCGCUCAAAUCGAGCGCGAGUGGCCCCAAUUGGAGACCUCGUAUGAGCUCUCUCCAAGGUAAGGCCAAGCGCCCUACAUCACCAUCUACCAACCCGGCCACCACUAACGUGCUCUCUGAGAGUGAAGGUGAGCCGAAUCCUCUUGAUGAAGACGCCGACGUCCAGCCUCUCGAGAUCGGCUCCCCGGAUAGCACCCUGCCUAAGCAUACUGCUCCCCUCGUCGCUUUCUCGGGUCGCACUGCGCCACCCUCUUCGAAAUCAAGUGACAAGAUUAAGCCGAUCUAUCUCAAGGGGUUGUUUUCGGUAGCUACGACGUCCACGCGGGGGCCACAAGUGCUCCGGGCGGAUCUGGUGACCGUCCUGAACCGGAUCGGCUUCCAACAUCGGGAGAUCAAGGGUGGAUUUGAGUGUGCACAUGCGCCGAGCAUCGAUCUAUCGAGCUAUCACGGAGGCACGAGCAACUUGAAUGCCAACACCGGUGGGGUUGAGAACCUCGUACCCAUAUCUUCCCCUCCUAGUCAUUACAACAGGAGCGGUAAGAAGACGGCAGAGUCUUUGAAAAAGAAGGUAUCUAAAGCUUCGUUCGGUAAACAUCAUGCGCUCAUUGAUAACCAACGACUUAAGGUUAAUGGUUCUACUGCCACUACUCCUAAUCCAACCCCCGAUGGUCUUUCGGAACCCUCGUUGAAUGGUGGGAGUCAGACCGGAGAUCUCCCUCGACAGGCCACUCCGUCACUUGCAGGGACUGAAACGAUUAUUAUCGGUGCCCCGUCGAAUGAAUUAGGAGAACUGACUUCGCCAGUCAAUGGACCGAUCAAUCAACAAGGAACCUCAUCUAAUAUCUCGAAAAACGAUCGCCCCCCUUCUUCUAAUACUACCACUAGCAAAAGUCGAAAUAAUAAUCUUCAUAAUAAUAAUAAUCAUAAUACUGGUAGUGUUAAAAAAUUAGAUUUGGUCGUUCGGUUCGAAAUUUUUAUCGUUAAAAUGCCCCUGCUUCCUGGGAUCUCUGGCUUGCAGUUUCGUCGAAUUUCCGGUAAUGCAUGGCAAUAUCAAACUUUUGCUCGUAGGAUUUUACAGGAACUGAAACUUUAAAAUAAAAUUAAUUUCUUUCU
Molecule: messenger RNA, 4555 nt
Organism: Puccinia graminis f. sp. tritici CRL 75-36-700-3
Lineage: Eukaryota; Fungi; Basidiomycota; Pucciniomycetes; Pucciniales; Pucciniaceae
Product: CAMK/CAMKL/KIN1 protein kinase
Exons: 7
Coding region: 24-4535 (1503 amino acids)
Biological process (GO): microtubule cytoskeleton organization; protein phosphorylation; intracellular signal transduction
Cellular component (GO): cytoplasm
Molecular function (GO): tau-protein kinase activity; ATP binding; protein serine/threonine kinase activity
Source: RefSeq, a predicted model, not a curated record